This is a messenger RNA of Phytomonas sp. Hart1, 2592 nucleotides long. The record is from the annotation of a GenBank genome assembly. Lineage: Eukaryota; Euglenozoa; Kinetoplastea; Trypanosomatida; Trypanosomatidae.
AUGUUUAAGUCCUUACCCAUUUCUUCACAAGAGGACACACCGCACCACUCUCAGGAUUGUAUUUUGAGGGAAAAGGGCCAAGACGCCAAUUUACAUACCUUUUCACGAAGUCAGUCUGCUGGGAUAUCAAGGAAAGGCUGCCAAAGCGCUUGGAAAGGCGAAAGGGCAGGAGGGUUAUGUAGUACAACCACCGAACUGUUUUUACCAGAUUACUUUGAUGGCAAGUCCCUUUCUGGAGGGGAGUCUUCCGAUAUGGAAAAGUGCGAAAACACCACGCGCUUCGAUAGGUAUGAGGUCGGAUGGAUGGAUUUGCCUUUAUAUGUGGAGCUCGAAAAAGGGGAUGUGUCGGUGAUGCUGCUACCUGGGAUGGCGCACCAUCAUUCCGAGAUGAUCCGACUACGGAAGAAAAUCCACGAGACCGUUCGCCAGAUCCAACCCCUGCGUGCGCGGGCUCGUUGUUUUGAUCAGCUGCUUCGAUUCCCUUUUCAGAUCGGCCUGCAAGGGCCUUCGUCCUUUUCCCCCCGGCCCUCCCCCGGCUCGAUAAAGGAGACGACACCUCGAAAUCACCUAGACCUUGGCGGCCGAAUGAGGGUGGCGCAUCCCAAACAAAAAAGCGAACUCCGACGGGAGGACUGGCCGGGGGAAAUUAGGGGCCUAUGGCGGACCUCCUCGCAGCCUCCGUGGCUUCGACGACAAACAACGAGUCCGUCUUCAUUGAUGAAAUUAGAAAAUGUUAGGGGUGCGUCAGGUUUAUUUACCGCAUUUCAAGGGCCCGCCCAACUCACGUUAUUGCCCGAGGACAAAAAAGGGUCAUCGGAGGAUGGAAAGCCUUUGUCUGGUGAGAAAACCACUCAGAUGUUAGCGGCCUUUGUAAAAGGCGAUUUGUUGGCUCAUCAUGGGGUUUUCACCAAUAAUGGAGGUCCACAUACCCAUCCUUCUCGUGAUGAUGGAGUUAAUUCGUUUCUCAGCGGUCUAUUAGAUAUUAGGGAACUCGACACGUUUGACGGCCAUUUGGUUAAGCAGAAGACUAGCAAAAUGAUCGAAAAGUCAUGUAAAACUAAUAAUGGAGAAGGCUGUUGCAAUCCCCACUUAGGGUACUCAAGGAUUCCGCGAAAAAGUACGGAGGAUGUGGUAUCGGAAAACAUUCGACAUCCAGUGUGUGCACAGGAACCAUUUUCAGAUGCUGAGAAUGAACAUUCUGAAAAGGACGCGGGAACUAGCGUCAUGCUUUUCACUCCGGGGCCCCUUGAGACAUCACCGUCUACAAGUAUACACAGCUUCAGUUCUCUCAAAGAAGCGGCAAACUCCGAGACCUUGGAUACGGCCGUUUUGGGGAACUCCUUCGACCACAAUCCCGUUAGUUCGCACGAGAGUUACUCCGUCGCUCCAUAUUUGCUACUGACACCUUUAAAUGAGGCCGAAAUCAACAAACUCAGCUUUUUUUCUAAACUUCUGUCCGAUCUUUACCGAGCUCGUGGCGAACUUCUUCGGCGAAUUGAUCGCAUCAUCAUCAACCAUGCACAGGUGCAUGAGCUCUGGGAGAGCAGCGAGGCACAUGCGGCAUGCUAUAGUUGUGGGAGGUCUUUUUCAGUCUGCACGCGCAGGCAUCAUUGCCGUCGGUGUGGGCAUUUAUGUUGCGCUAAAUGCAGUCAAUUUCUUGGUAAACGACAGGACACCUCGGCGACAUUAGCGCACGCCGUGAUUAAGACGGAAUACGCGGCGCGCAUGACCGCCGAUGAUACCGGGGAUAAUCCCGAAGAAUGCUUCGACACCCACACUUACGUUGUGAGUGAGUCGUCAACUUCACGAGGCCUGACCACUUUUUUGGCAGGUCGGCAGCCUUGUGAUUUACCAUCAAACACGACAAAUUAUGCACACUAUAGGGCCCAAAGUGAGAAUCAGGAGGAUAAGUAUCACACAAAAGGGUCGGGAAAUCGGACUCAUGGAGAAAAUGGGUCCGUCUAUGACGGUAACGUCGAAAGGCAGCGGACUUGGACUCUCUUUUCAAGCUUCAGCCACGACAACACCGUUGAUGAUGCGAUUUAUGAAAUCAAUAGGGAAGAAACUAUCGACGUCAGGGGGAAUAAUGCGUGUGGAUCCUACGGGAACCCUCCACCUAAUACGUCCUCGGCGAUACACGCAUGGUUACGAAUUUGCAAAAGUUGCUAUAGGCAAUGUUCUCGUGCACGAGAACGGAAUGUACUGAAACGUAUGCGCAAUGCAAACCGAAUUAUUCUUGAUGAUGGACUUUUUUACUUUCAUGUUCUUUCCCAACGUGAGCAGCGAUCAAUAUGGACAUAUAUACAAAAACCGGACUCUUUCAAAAAAAAAGUGGAGCUACAAUUUGCAGUGAUACCUGAAAGGGUUGCCGAAUCAGUCAAGCAAGCGCGUUACCACAUGUGCUGUGGGAUCAUUUCGGCUACUGCACGAGUCCCACAAUUUCUGAAGACUGUUGGGGACCUGGGAGUCUGUGUGGUACGAACAGCACGGUACACAGCAAAGGAGUAUUGUGAAAACACAAAUUUUUGGAAACCAUUGGUUGCCACAACUAUACCUCGCCACAUACAGCAUGAGGUAAAGAAAGGGAAGUGA